AUGCUACGUUCGCCGGUACGUCGUAGCCCUCGAUUACAGCCAGAAAAUUCAACGCCAGCCGUCCAAACUACAACAAAGGUUACAGAACCAAGUGCCAAACCUGUGCCCGCACCAAAUACCAUAUUUGCAGCGAAACCAAAGAGCGCUCAGGUAACAAGUAGAGCACCUUCCAAGGCAGUGCAACUUAGCGCUCCAACGCGGACCACUUGUGUUGCCACCGUCGCCACCACUGCCACCGCCGCCGGCACUGCCACCGUCGCCGCCACUGCCACCGUCGCCGCCACUGCCACCGUCGCUGCCUCCACCGCCAUUGAAACAACCGUUACCACCGCUAUGUCAGCACCAACUACUACCAUUAACAAUAUAGUCAGCCCUGCCCAUCAGGUAAGCGAAAUUUAUACAACAAAUAAUAGUGCCUUUGCUAAAACUGAUCCGGGGAAGGUCGUGUGUGCCAGCACCACCCCAAUCAGUGUCGCACCUGCCAACGUCGCCCCAAUCAGCACCGCCUAUGCCAGCGCCCAAAUCCCCAAUGCCUCUGUCAGCGCCGACGUCACCAACGCCUCUGCCAACGUUGGUAUCGCCAACGCCACCUCGGUUAACUUUGCCGCGCCAACCACCAUGUCGUCAGGGGCUUCUCCCAGCGAUAUAUGUAAUAUGAACUUACUUUUGUCCAUGCAACAGCAAAUUUCUAGGUUAGAAGUUCAAUUACAAGAUGCACAAACUAAAAUUGCAGAAGGCGAGCGCCAACGUUUAAAUACAGUUUUACCGCAGUUGACGUUGCCAACUGCAGCACCGCCACAGCCAACGUUUACAAAUACAAGUGCAAAUAAUCGCUGCCAAAGUGUACCUCAAAAUUGUGCCGUUAUGUUUACCGGGACAUCAGGGGCUCCGUCAGCUACAGCCGUGCCGUUUAGCAUUAAUUCUGUAAUACAUAGUGGUGCUAUGACAUGUAACGGGCCAUUCAAUGGGCCGCCAAACACUACUGUUACGAAUUCGUCGUACAAUCGUGCGAUCGUACCAACUAUAUUCCAGUCACAACCUAUCGUUAAUCCACCCAUUACUUCGCAUGUUAGACAGCCGGUUCCGUGGGGUGCCGCAGCAAACUACGGUCCAUCAGCAUGGUCGCCAGCAGAACAGCACAACGAUGUACUAGCCGUCACCUCUGGGCCUGCCGCCACGCAACUUCAUGGUUCGUCAGCUACGUCGUCGAGUCCUGCAGUAUCAUUUAAUCAUUUGCAGUUACCACGAAAGAUGCUGGAUUUGCCACAAUUUUCCGGGCAGCCAGAGGAAUGGCCUAUAUUUUACGCGUCAUAUAUUGAGUCAAGUGCUGCUUACAACUACACAAAUUUCGAAAAUAAUCAACGUUUAAAUAAAUGCCUCAAGGGCGAGGCAAGAGAAGCGGUCAAGUCUUUGUUGAUACAUCCAAAUAAUGUCGGUGCGAUUAUAGAGCAGUUGUGUUGUAGGUUCGGUCGUCCUGAACAGCUAGUUCGUAGCCAACUUAAGGCGGUACGCGAUGUUCCCUGUAUUUCAGAAGCCGGUAUCUAUAAACUCAUUUCGUUUGCUACGAUUACGAAAAAUCUAACCGUGUUUUUGCAGUCAAUAGGGGAAGACAAGCAUUUAACGAAUCCGACAUUGUUAGAGGAAUUAAUUGCAAAAUUGCCCUUUAGUAAACGGUUAGACUGGGCAAAAUAUUCCGCUUCGAUUCACCCACAUCCUACUAUUGUUAAUUUUAGCAAUUGGUUAUCUGAGGUCGCAAGUUUUGUGCAAAUGGUUCAAGAUCACGAAGGUCGAGAGCCGAAGCGUCGGGCAGUGUUACACGCUGCGGGGGACCAACGCGUUUUAAAAUGCGUCUUAUGCCAAAACGAACAUAGGGUUUCAGGGUGCCGCCGCCUACUUGAAGCUACCGUAUCUGAACGAUGGAAAACGGUAAAACGUCUACGUCUGUGUUUCAGUUGUCUUCAACCUGGACAUGCAACUCGUAAUUGCCGCCGCCGUAAAGUCUGCCCAGUUGAAGGGUGCCCUCGGUAUCACAAUCAUUUGCUGCAUGAUGGUGAGGUAGGUGCUCUGGUCCCGUCUACUGCUGCCGCCGGGACACGAUCUGCCAACAGUUCCGUUCUCAACUGCUCCGCUCACACUCAUGGAAAUUUGUUGUUUCGGAUAGUCCCUGUGACACUGUACGGCCCAAAUAAACGCAUUGACACGUAUGCGCUCUUGGAUGAGGGUUCAUCGAUCACGAUGAUGGACGAUUCACUUGUGCAGGAACUAGGGUUAAAGGCUAAACCAAGCCGGGUGGAGAUCCAGUGGUUCGGAGGUAAAGCAGUUAGUGAAAUGGUGGCUAUCGUUAAUCUUUGCGUCAGCGGUCUGGGUAUGAAGAAGCGCCAUUUACUUCGUAACGUACACGGUGCCGCCGAUUUGAACCUUCCUUCACAAAGCCUUAGUAGAAGGGAUAUAUGCAACGCCACUAGUUUUAAAGGGAAGAUGCCUUUGCAGCCUUACGAAAACGCCAUUCCCAAACUUCUCAUCGGACUAGACCACUGCCACCUGGGAUUGCCUACCAAGCCACUGGUAGUAAAUCAAAACGGGCCGUACGCUGCAUUCACGGACUUGGGUUGUGUCGUGUUUGGACCUUCGUAUAACAUGCCACUAAGGAAGCCGUCGUGUCUUCACGUCAGUACAUCAGACCAUCAAAUGCGUGACAUGAUAGAAGAUUAUUUCAGCACGGAAUCUUUCGGAGUGAGAGCUGCGCCACCCUCUGAGAGUGCAGAUGAUGUACGAGCUAAACGAAUCCUUGAGGCAACAACGGUCAAGAUACUUCAUCGUUAUCAAACCGGCUUAUUGUGGAAGAACGACGUCGUCGAUUUGCCUGAAAGCUACAACAUGGCGCUAAAACGUUUGAUAAACAUCGAAAAGAGAAUCGCCCGGGACCAGGAGUUCGCUAAAGCUUACCGGGACAACAUAGAUAGCUACGUCAAGAAAAACUAUGCGCGUAAGUUGCAGCCUCACGAAGUCCUCGAAAGCAAUCCAAGGACGUGGUAUCUUCCUCAUUUUGCGGUAGCGAACCCACACAAACCGGACAAGUUCAGACUUGUGUUUGAUGCCGCAGCAAUGUCACAUGGAGUAUCAUUGAACUCCCAACUUCUCAAAGGGCCUCAAGAAUAUCGACCGUUGUUAUCUAUUUUAUUUCAUUUUCGACAGGAUGCCAUAGCCGUGUGUGCAGAUAUUCAGGAGAUGUUCCACCAGGUGGUGAUCCGGCCAGAAGAUCGAUAUGCCCAGAGGUUUCUGUGGCGCAAUUACGCAAGCCAGGAUCCACCCGACGUUUACGAAAUGACUGUGAUGACCUUUGGAGCAGCGUGCUCCCCAUGCUCAGCCCAUUAUGUUAAAGUGACAAAUGCCUUGGAACAUAGCGGCCACGAUCCACGGGCAAUUCGAGCCAUCACCGAUUAUCAUUACGUCGACGAUUAUGUUGAUAGCUUCCCUUCCGCCUCAGAAGCCAUAAGGAUAUCGCAGCAAGUGAAGGAUAUCCACAACGACGCAGGUUUCCAGUUGCGAAAGUUCAGAUCGAAUGCUCCGGAAGUCGUUACUGCUUUGGCCGGAGAGACGUCUAUGUUGCCAUUUAAGUCUAAGGAAAGUAUGGACAUCGGGAAAGUUUUGGGAAUGCUGUGGCAUCCGUCAAAUGAUCACUUCACCUACCGCUUAGAGUUUCACAAUGUCGAUGCGUCCAUUAUGAGAGGUGAGCGAGUACCCACAAAACGAAUAUUAUUGAGUAUCAUCAUGUCUAUAUUCGACCCGCUGGGAUUCCUGUGUCAUUUCACAAUAACAGCCAAGUUGAUGAUGCGCGAAAUGUGGAAACGAAACUUAGGUUGGGACGAGCCAGUUACGGGAGAAAUAAACGCAAUGUGGAAUCACUUUCGGAAGCAGCUGCUCAAUGUUGGGGAUUGUCAAGUACCGCGCCAUUAUUUCCGGAUGGGAAUGCCGGAGUCCCUGCAAUUACACAUAUUUGUCGAUGCCAGUGAAGAUGCAUUUGGAGCAGUAGCGUACUGGAGAGCGGAGAAUUCAGCCGGCGAUGUAGAGGUUUCCUUAGUACUGGCCAAGACAAGAAGCGCACCCCUUAAGCUGCUAACCAUUCCGCGUUUAGAAUUACAAGCCGCAUUGCUGGGGUCGCGAAUGAUGACAACCAUAGCGGGGGAACAUACUGUACGCUUCGAUCGAUACAUCCUUUGGAGUGACUCGAGAACGGUGCUCAAGUGGAUAUCGAGUAAGCAUUGCCGCUAUAAGCCGUGUGAAGCACAUAGAAUAGCCGAAAUCCUCAAUGUUUCGAAGCCGUCGGAUUGGAGAUGGGUGCCAACAAAGCAUAAUAUUGCGGACGAGGCGACGAGAGUAAACCGAGACGUGAAUUUAAGUCCAUCUUCCCGCUGGUUUACAGGACCUGCAUUUUUAUAUUCAAGCGAGCAGUUUUGGCCAACUGAUAACGUAACCUCUGACCUUUCUAGCGACCAGGAAGAGCUUCGCCCAAAAUACGCACUUAUAAUAACUAAACAAUCGUUAAUAAACUUUGACAGAUUUUCAGCGUUCAACACAGUUUGUAGAGUAAUCGCCUGGGUAAUUCGGUUCAUAAACAACUGCAAGCCAAAGAAAAGAAGGACAACUAUUGCGACAGAUUACGGAUUAACUGCUGUGGAGAUUGACUCAGCUGAACGCCUACUGUGUCGACACGUUCAGCGGGAACAAUUUGGUACUGAAAUGAACAGACUGGGAAAGGGACUCGCCGUGCGAAAGGAUAGCCCUUUGUACACACUCACGCCGUACAUUGACGAUGAAGGAACUCUGCGUGCCUGUGGUCGUCUGGACGCGAUCGGAUGGCUGCCAUAUGAGACGAAGCGCCCAAUUAUUUUACCACCCUUACAUGCAUUCACUAAGCUUCUAGUAGCUCAUGAACAUAGUAGAAUGAUGCACCAAAAUACAGAGGCCACAAUAAGCAUAAUACGGCGGAAGUACUGGAUUCCCAAUUUAAGGAACUGUUUACGCGGUAUCAUCAGUAGCUGUAAUGUAUGCAGGAUAAGAAAGGCGCGACCUGUUACGCCGAAGAUGGGGCUGUUGCCAGAAGACCGUGCGACACCUUAUGCGCGGCCAUUCACAUAUACUGGACUUGAUUACUUUGGCCCGGUAAACGUGACCAUAGGACGGCGAACAGAAAAGCGGUGGGUAGCACUAUUUACGUGCCUAACCACAAGGGCCAUACAUUUGGAGCUUGCGUAUGAUCUUUCAACCGAUGCAUGUAUUAUAGCGAUCAGGAACUUCAUGAAUCGAAGAGGUGUGCCAAAGAGGAUUCGGUCGGAUAACGGCAAGAAUUUCGUUGGCGUGGCUGGUGAGUUGAGGCGGGUGUCUGAUGUGUUUGACUGCUGCGCAUUGCAAAGCGAAUUGUCAAACAAAGGCGUUGAGUGGGUUUUUAAUUGCCCGGAGAAUCCCUCUGAGGGAGGAGUUUGGGAACGGAUGGUGCAAUGUGUGAAGAAGGUGCUGAACCAUACGAUGAAAGAGAUAAGCCCAAAGGAACAUACAUUUAACAGCUUGCUGGUUGAGGCAGAAAAUAUAGUAAAUUCGCGUCCGCUGACUCAUUUGCCUGUGGCGCCAGAUCAAGAAGAACCCCUGACGCCGAACCAUUUCCUGUUGGGUAGCGCGAACACAGCACAAACGCCAAGUUGCACCGAUCCUCCCGAGAAGUUUUGUUCACUACGGAAACAGUGGCGCAUAGCUAGGCAGAUGCGAGAUCGGUUUUGGAAACGAUGGGUGGAAGAAUAUCUACCAACGCUGACACGUCGGGUGAAGUGGUGUUUGCCCACAACGCCACUGGAGGAAGGAGAUCUUGUAUUUAUUUGUGAUAUGAGGCAGCCUAGAAAAGAGUGGCGGCGCGGUCGGAUAGAAAGAGUCUUCCCCGGUAAGGAUGGGCAGGUUCGUCGGGCAGAUGUGUUAACCUCUACCGGAAUAGUCAGGCGUCCUGCAUCCAAGCUGGCGAAACUGGACGUAGCUGUUUGUGAAUCUGGCUCGAUUCACGGGGGCGGGGAUGUGGAUGAUUAG
This is a messenger RNA of Rhagoletis zephyria (snowberry fruit fly), 6072 nucleotides long. RefSeq lists its product as uncharacterized. Gene Ontology annotation, biological process: DNA integration. NCBI's taxonomy places the organism in Eukaryota, Metazoa, Arthropoda, Insecta, Diptera, Tephritidae. Gene Ontology annotation, molecular function: zinc ion binding; nucleic acid binding. The record is from RefSeq and is a predicted model, not a curated record.